Molecule: messenger RNA, 471 nt
Organism: Drosophila bipectinata
Lineage: Eukaryota; Metazoa; Arthropoda; Insecta; Diptera; Drosophilidae
Source: RefSeq, a predicted model, not a curated record
UAGGUUAAAGCAGAGUGCGAGGUAAGAGCAUAAUGAAUUUUCAUUAUCAGUCCGUUUUUAAAUCUCGAGACGAUGAGGCUGUUCCUGUUUACCAUAUUUGUCGUUUUUGUAAACGGUUUAAAAUAUCACGAUAUACCAAAUUUACUGGUGAACGUCACAGAACAAGGUUCGGCUUGGGUUUCGUUUCCAGAAGAAAACAUUAAGUCAGUUUUCUUUUCCAUCAAACGGAAUGACACGUGUCAAUCUUACGAUUACAAAUGCGAUUCCAAAGAAGUGCACCCAUGGGCUAUACACGAAUUCCUGAAUGAGACACUCACAAUUGACGCUAUUUUAGAGACCAAACAAAAUGAAACAAUUAUAGGGUCAUUCAAAGUCAAAACAAAUGGAGCAUCGGAAAAACAAAAAUCACCUCAACCCGUCAGGAAAAUUAUUAAACUUCCAUUAAAUUCUUCCCAGGACAUAAGUUGCUGA